AUGACUGCUAUAAAGGCAUUAAACCCGAAAGCUGAGGUGGCCCGUGCUCAAGCCGCUCUUGCAGUAAAUAUCAGCGCUGCUCGUGGUCUUCAGGAUGUGCUCAAAAGUAAUUUGGGACCUAAAGGAACAAUGAAAAUGUGAGUGCGACUGGUCAUGUUAGCUAGCCGUUAGCAUGCUACUGCUGCUAGCAUCGUGGUAGCCUGGCAGCCAGUAGGCCAUUCAUUGUAUUAACUGUUUUUCUUUUGUCAGAUCCAUUGUAGACAGUAGUUUCUAAGAAACUCAUAACUGAUAGAUAGUGGAUUUCCUAGCCACCUCCAAAAUACUUGUUUUAACUACUGUUAGUUAGCUAUGAUUUAGCUAGUCCAAUAUGUACUCUUAAGGAGCCUACCGUUACUAGUAGUACUCCUUGAGGGAUAACGUUACUUCAGGAUUUUGGGCAAUGAGGCCCUUUAUCUACUUCCCCAGAGUCGGGUAAAGUCGUGGAUACCAUUUGUAUGUCUCUGCGUGCAGUUUGAAGGAAGUUGCUAACUACCGCUAGCACAAUUGAACUAUGCGCUAGCAUUAGAACAAUCACUAGAAGCAUAGCCUCGAGAAGUAGGGGUGCUGAGGGUGAUGCAGCACCCCCCCCCCCCCCCCCCUAUAUAUAUAUAUAUAUAUAUUUUUUUUUUUUCUCUCACAAAAGUAGUGCUCUGUGUCUUUUAAUAGUCUCCCCCCUAAACUACUAUCUGGGCUAUGUCUGAGUGUAUAUACUAGUAGGUACCUAUAGACUUCCAGUCAUUGUACUUACACUAGUUAGCAUAACUUACAUUUACAUUUUAGUCAUUUAGCAGACGCUCUUAUCCAGAGCGACUUACAGUUAGUGAGUGCAUACAUUUUCAUACUGGUCCCCCGUGGGAAUCGAAUCCACAACCUUGGCGUUGCAAGCGCCAUGCUCUAACAACUGAGCUACACUGGACUAUAACUUCCUUCAUACUGGAUACAGAGACAUACAAAUGGUAUCCGAGAGUUCAUCUGACUCUGGGGAAGUCAGACAUAGUAAAUGUAAAUCCGGGACACUCAAAUUAGUAUGCUACAGUAUGUUACGUUUGGUAUGGUUACAUAAGACAGAAGGUUACUUAAGGCAAAAACGAAAGAUGGGAGUAUAAAAGGUUGUGUGUUCGAAUCUCAUCACGGAUAACUUUAGCAUUUUAGCUAUUUAGCAACUUUUCAACUACUUACAACUGUUUAGCUACUUUUCACCUACUUAGCAUGUUAGCUAAUCCUAACACUAACCUUAACCAUUUUAGCUAACCAUAACUCUUUAACCUAACUCCUGACCUUAAAGGAAAAAUCCACCCAAAACCACUCAUUCCUUCAAUUUACAGUUAAAUAACACUAAUAUCUGAGAACAAUAUUUUUUGUGAACAAAUGUUUCAUUUUGCCGUUAUAUGGUAGCAACAUGGAAAAUAAUUGUGGAAAUCUGUUGCAGCUCAAGUCUACAAAAUCCACAAUGCAAUGCUCUCUCUAUGGGCUGGCUGGCUAGCUAGCUAGGUAAAAUCUCAUGUUCAAUUUGCAGAUCGAUGUGCCUCACAGAGUGGAGUAUAAAAUUCGCAACGGCAGAUAUACUUUUGAGGAAAUGGGGAAACGUUGCCCAUGCUACGUCAAUGGGCCGCACGGUCCAUUCUGGGUGAUUCUGGGACAAGGAGCACUCUCCUUCAAGGAGUGAAUGGGAGUCUAUUGGGCGCUAGCUCAAAAACCCAACGUUAGCACGUAUUUUGUCAACAAGAAGUACAACAUUACAAAUAUAUUCUGAGAUGUGAGAUAAUUAACUUGAUAUCUGUAAUAUCGUAUAGCUUUGAAAUCAUGACAUUACGUACUUUCAAGGAAAAUAGGCACGUUUCGCGACAUAUACACUGACUUUGAGAAGGGAUUGCGUGACGAUUAGCUUAACAACCGAGUGACGCAGCAUGAGAACGUGAACGCGAUUGGUCGACAAUCUGCUGGGUGGGGCGUUAUACGUUCCAUCAUUCAUUAGAUUCCUAUCUCCUUUCUAUAAUAUCUCUGGUAACGGCACCAUGCAAUGUACCCUGGACUAAAGAAGCAGACAAAUUGGAAAAAUAUGCUCUUAAAUUACACAUUUCUCGAGGUAGGAAUAUUGCAAAAAUAAGAUCAAUGGCUCAUUCGAGAGAAGACAUCCUCCCGAGUUAUGACAUCGGCCAGUAUUGAAAUCUGACAUGUAUGAUAGAAGUUUUCGUGAUACAAAAGUUUUAUUCCUAUUAUUUUCCAGUGUAGUGAGCAACUUUAUCACAGUGCUAAAUCAUACCAGCCGGAUAUCUGCCUGCUUGAACUCCAAUAACUCCGAUACACAUGAAAUUACACAGGGAAUCGAUAGAACAUUACAUUUACAUUUCAGUCAUUUAGCAGACGCUCUUAUCCAGAGCGACUUACAGUUAGUGAGUGCAUAAAUUGUUCAUACUGAACAUCACUCAAGAGAUGCACAAAAACAAUAUAACGUUCAAAAUGGGUGAACCUUUCCUUUAACCAUAAGCCUAACCCCUAGCCUAGCUAACGUUAUCCAGCUAGCUAACGUUAGCCACAAGAAAUUAGAAUUUGUAGCAUACAUACGUUUUUCAAAUUUCGUAACUUAUUGUAAGUCUACAAAUUCGUAACAUAUUGUAAAUGUUUCAAAUUUGUAACAUAUCAUACUAAAUGGAGUGUCUCUGCUUUAUGUAAAGAAUAAUACAAAAUGCUCUGAGACCAGGUUGGGGAAGUAGAUAAAGAGCCUCAUUGCCAAAAUCCCGAAGUAUCCCUUUAAGGUUCAAGAACCUUGCAUGUUCUUUUUAGAGGUAGACUGGCUCUGGCAGCCAAAACAGCCAAAUACUCCAUCUAAACGUGAAUCGACUCUCAAUUGCGCUAUGGUUCUAGAAACAUAAAGCCCUUUACUUUCAUAUCACAUCAAAAUAAUUUCACAAAUGCAAAAUAUACAUGGUUUUAACCGGCUUUAUCACAGUUGCAGCCAACAAUAUUUUUCAGUGACAACACGUUUCUGGCGGCCUUCUUCCAUUACACACAGGUGUUUGGGGCAUGCUAGAUGGCUAAUUAGCACAGGUGGUCCCUCUGUCUUCUGUCUGUCUUCCAUAAACACGUGCUGUAACAUGGAGAUAUGACCAUGUGGGAACACUAACCCUAUAAAAGUGUUUAUCAAUGUAACCUUUUUGUUUUUUGAAAAUGAUUUCUCGCUGAUAUUAAAGAUAAGGUCCUUAUGUUUCCAAAACCAUACCGCAAGCAAUGCGUGUUAAUGUUCAGACCGAACAUUGGGGCUCCUAACAAAACUCCCCCAUAUAGAAGAUGCCUUUGUCCAAUGACUCUUAUGUGUAAUGUAAUGGAACUGAGAGUCAUGAUCAAGGGCUAUGAUUUAGCUAGCUGGAAUAUCAGGGAGUGGUUUUACAAUGGGCACUGGAUUAUCUGACCAAUGGUAUUAGCUGGAAAGGAUAAUCAGCAGACACCUAGGCCCUUUAGAGAAUGUAACUGAAAAGCUGACUGUAUCAUAGUUUAUAUACAACUAGUCUCAUUGCCUUCUAGCUAUACUCACAUGAUUAGAGACAUAAGUCUACAAUGCAUCUAGUAAUGUAUUAAAUAUGCAAACAUGCCUCUAACAAAUUAUUUUUGUGUGCUUGCUUGCAGGCUUGUAUCAGGGGCUGGUGACAUAAAGCUGACCAAAGAUGGUAAUGUCUUGUUGCACGAAAUGGUAAGAAAAAUGUUCCUAUGAGUUUGAUGCACAGUGAACACCCAUGUCUGCUUUUUCUUUGUAGUUCCCCUGGAUUUUACGCUCUGCUGCAGUAAGGUGUGGUCUGGAACCUCUGCACUGGAAGAGUUGCAUUCUCCUCCACAUGUGUUCAGCAGACCAGUACAUUUAAUCUAACAGCUGUAACCUUACUAAGUGUGAGAGAUUGCUUUAUAUUCUUGCUUUGCCACUUAUGUCUUGUCUUCAAUCAGCAAAUCCAGCAUCCGACGGCAUCCUUGAUUGCCAAAGUGGCUACGGCACAGGAUGACAUCACAGGUGACGGUACAACAUCCAAUGUGCUCAUCAUUGGGGAGCUCCUGAAACAAGCAGACCUGUAUGUGUCAGAGGUGAGAUUUGUCUUGGCUUGGGGGAAGCCUCCAACAUGUCAUUGAAAUACCCUUUUCAACACUGGUAGUUUCCUUGUUGAAAGAAUGGAUUUUGAUAAAUAAUUUCAUUUUAGCAAGGUUGUGUGAUGACUUAAAAGUAUUUAAUUGAUAAAUGUAGAAUCAGUGCCACUAAAGCAGGUUGCAGAAUCUGCAUCCCAGUACCAUUAGUUAACCCCCUAUUCUUGUGUUUUUACCCAACCUGUUUGAUGUGAUAUCCCCCCCCCCAAAAAAAAGGGUCUCCACCCACGGAUAAUAGCAGAAGGUUUUGAGGCAGCCAAGGAUAAGGCUCUGGAGGUGCUGGAGGAGAUGAAGGUGACCAGAGAGAUGGACAGAGAGACCCUCAUCCACGUGGCCCGCACUUCCCUCAGAACCAAGGUCCACGCCGAGCUGGCUGAUCUCCUCACAGAGGUAGGAGUGUGUGUUUGACUGUUUGUUUUGAGUGGUGGGUUGGAGAGUUCUUGAAUCUGGCUCACUUUACUUUAUUGGUCAUCAAACAAGCACUUGUCCAGGUCUGUGUUCAAAUGAUUUGAAAUCUUUCAAAUACUUAGAGCAGGGAUGGGAAACUCCAGUACUCGGGAGCCGGAGUGGUGUCACACUUUUUCCCCAUCCCUAGAAAACACAACUGAUUUUAAACGAAUUGCAUUCUAAACUGAAUAUCAUGAUUAGCUGAUUUAUUUGAUUCAGGUACUGUUGCACGGUAUACCGGUACCACAGUAAUACCACGAUACCAAAACAUCAUGAUACGUAUGAUACCAACAUUUUAGAAUACCGUAGUACCGUUUCAUAUGAUACUACUGACUUUUUCAGCCCUACCGAUCUAAAGAACCUCCUGGCACCUGUUGAUAAAAUGUUGAUAAAGGCAGUUUUGUUCAUAAAUUACGUUGAAUUUAAGCAACAGUCACUAGUCUCUUGUAUGCGUAGGUCCAAUAAUAGCCACUUCACUAUCAUGCGCAUAUCACGUGUGGUAGCUGUAAGCAGCCAGCCGCAUCACCUACCAGCCCAUCCCUCUCACCUGCUUCUCUCCGUUCACUCUUCACGCAUGUCUAUUCCUACGUCAGUUAAAAAAUAUAUAUAAUUUAGCCGUGAUGGCGAGCGGGGAUGCAGACCUAGACCCUGAUGAAUCUUUUAGAUUUUUAGAUUUGUUACAUUGGAGCAGCGCGCAAAGCGAUUUUGAUACAUUGUAUCAUUUAAUCGCCUGUUAUAACCAAAAGCACAGACUAGUCUGAGACCAGUCUGCAGCCUCUGAGUGUCAGAGAGGGGAAAUGGAGCACCGCUUCGCGACAGGCAUGCUUGCCGCAAGAAAACGGCUUGGCUCUAACCUAAACGGGUAAAGAAUUAUGACCCAAAUUACCAGAGAUGCCUUUUUUUUUUUUCUAUCGGGAUUUGCACAAAUUUUAUAUCAUUUCACAAACCAUGUCGCGGGCCAUUUUAAACUAAUCCCGGGUCGCUAAUUAUUGGUUUGAAAACAAACAACGUUGUUCAGUCAUGUUACCUAGCUAGCUAACAUCCUGGUAACUUGACAGUAGGUUUAGGCAAAUUUGAUUGGCACAGGAAGAAAGGAAAAGGGCCUGCUACUCAUCAUGUGCUUCAAAGGUGUGAUCCAUAUAGGCCAAAUGUAAGCCUAAACUAUAUAAAAAAUAAAUGUAUUUUUGGUGCUCCUUAAAUUCUGUUUGGUGCCUAACAUGCUGACCACACCGCUCGCAUUGCGUGCACGAGCGUUGCAAAAUAAAUGUACACAUGCAUGUUAUUCAUUGUGCUGGGGUACAGGUUAAUCGAGGUAAUUGAGGUAAUAUGUACAUGUAGGUUUGGGUAAAGUGACUAUGCAUAGAUCAUUAACAGCGAGUAGCAGCAGCGUAAAAAAAAGGGGGGGAGUCAAUGCACAUUUUCCGGGUAGCCAUUUGAUUAGCUGUUUAGCAGUCUUAUGGCUUGGGGGUAGAAGCUGUUAAGAAGCCUUUUGGACCUAGACUUGGCACUCCAGUACCGCUUGCCAUGCGGUAGCAGAGAGAACUGUCUAUGACUAGGGUGGCUGGAGUCUUAGGCAAUUUUUAGGACCUUCCUCUGACACCGCCUGGUAUAGAGGUCCUGGAUGGCAGGAAGCUUGGCCCCAGUGAUGUACUGGGCCGUACGCACUACCCUCUAUAGCGCCUUGUGGUCGGGGACCGAGUAGUUGCCAUACCAGUUGGUGAUGCAACCAGUCAGGAUGCUCUCGAUGGUGCAGCUGUAUAACUUUUUGAGGAUCUGAGGACCCAGGCCAAAUCUCUUCAGUCUCCUCAUGACUGUCUUGGUGGGUUUAGACCAUGAUAGUUCGUUGGUGAUGUGGACAUCAAGGAACUUGAAGCAAUCAACCUGCUCCACUACAGCCCCGUCGAUGAGAAUGGACCCUCCUUUUCCUGUAGUCCAUGGUCAUCUCCUUUGUCUUGAUCACGUUGAGGGAGAGGUUGUUGUCCUGGCAUCACACUUCCAGGUCUCUGACCUCCUCCCUAUAGGCUGUCUCAUUGUUGUCGGUGAUCAGGCCUACCACCACUGUUGUCGGCAAACUUAAAUAUGGUGUUGGAGUCGUGCUUGGCCACGCAGUCAUGGGUGAACAGGGAGUACAGGAGGGGACUAAGCAUGCUCCCCUGAGGGGCCCCUGUGUUGAAGAUUAGCGUGGCAGAUGUGUUGUUGCAUACCCUUACCACCUGGGGGUGGCCCACCAGGAAGUCCAGGAUCCAGUUGCAGAGGGAGGUGUUUAGUCCCAGGGUCCUUAGCUUAGUGAUGAGCUUUGUGAGCAUUAUGGUGUUGAACGCUGAGCUGUAGUCAAUGAACAGCAUUCUCACGUAGGUGUUCAUUUUGUCCAGGUGGGAAAGGACAGUGUUGAGUGCAAUAGAGAUUGUGUCAUCUGUGGAUCUGUUGGGGCGGUAUGCAAAUUGGAGUGGGUCUAGGGUUUCUGGGAUGAUGGUGUUGAUGUGAGCCAUGACCAGCCUUUCAAAGCACUUCAUGGCUUCUGAUGUGAGUGCUAUGGGUCGGUAGUCAUUUAAGCAGGUUAUCUUGGUGUUCUUGGGCACAGGGACUAUAGUGGUCUGUGUUACGGAUACAGGUAUCCUGUGUCUUUUUGUGUUUUUCUUCUCCUUCUGCCCUAAUCACAGGUGUCCUUUAUGUUCCUGAUUGGUGGUCGAUUGACAUUCGUUUGUCUGCUGAUUGCUGAGGUGGACCAAUCAGUGGACAUUCCUCUGCAUUGCACCACCUGUUUCUGGUUUUUCAAUCACACAUUGUUUAAAAGCCGGUCAGUUGUGUUUGUAGAGAGAGACUAUUUUCCGUAUGUGAGUAUGGAUACUGUGGUGUCCUGUGUUUUGUGUACUCACUCAUUUGCUGGUUACUCUGUUUGGUAACUUUGUUGUGUGUUGCUGGGAAAAGGGGAAUUUAAGCAAGUUGCCCUUGGGCAUACAUUACCCGUAGGAAGAAAACGGUCUAAAAACACUAGUUAGACCUGAGCGGACCACCCACUGUAAUUUUUGUAUGAUUAGCAGUAGCUUAGCGGUUCUUGAGGCAGGCAAGAUCAGUUUAGUUUUUUUUUACACUAUUGUUUCAUUUCUUGGGUCCUGCUCAGCCCUUUUUCCCAAACCUUUACCGUGUGUUCAAAAAUAAAAAAUUAUGUUUGACGGUAGUUUAUGGUUGUCGUGUAGUUUUUGUUCUCACUGUUCCAUGUCACGAUUCUAAUUUGCAUGAUUUAUGUUACGGGUCUCUUGUCCAUCCACCCUAGACGUUUAAAGCCACGGGGUUCGUAACAGUCUGCUUGAAACAUGUAGGUAUUACAGACUCGGUCAGGGAGAGGUUGAAAAUGUUAGUGAAGACACUUGCCAGUUGGUCAGCACAUGCUCAGAGUACACGUCCUGGUAAUCCGUCUGGCCUUGUGAAUGUUGACCUGUUUAAAGGUCUUGCUCACAUCGGCUACAGCGAGCGUGAUCACACAGUUGUCCUAAACAGCUGGUGCUCUCAUGCAUGCUUCAGUGUUGCUUGCCUCGAAGCGCGCAUAGAAGUCAUUUAGCUCGUCUGGUAGGCUUGUCACUGGGCAGCUUGCGGCUGGGCUUCCCUUUGUAGUCCGUAAUAGUUUGCAAGCCCUGUCACAUCCGACGAGGGUCGGAGCCGGUGUAGUAGGAUUCAAUAUUAGUCAUGUAUUUACGCUUUGCCUGUUUGAUGGCUCGUCUGAGGGCAUAGCGGGAUUUCUUAUAAGCGCCCGGGUUAGUGCCGCUCCUUGAAAGCGGCAGCUCUACCCUUUAGCUCAAUGUGGAUUUUGCCUGUAAUCCAUGACUUCUGGUUGGGGUAUGUACAGUUAGUCGGAUGUUUACAUACACCUUAGCCAAAUACAUUUAAACUCAGUUUUUCACAAUUCCUGACAUUUAAUCCUAGUACAAAUUCCCUGUCUUAGGUCAGUUAGGAUCACCACUUUAUUUUAAGAAUGUGAAAUGUCAGAAUAAUAGUAGAGAAAAUGAUUUAUUUCAGCUUUUAUUUCUUUCAUGACAUUCCCAGUGGGUCAGAAGUUUACAUGCACUCAAUUAUCAUUUGGUAGCAUUGCCUUUAAAUUGUUUAACUUGGGUCAAACGUUUUGGGUAGGCUUCCACAAGCUUCCCACAUUUUGGCCUAUUCCUCCUGACAGAGCUGGUAUAACUGAGUCAGGUUUGUAGGCCUCCUUGCUCGCACACGCUUUUUCAGUUCUGCCCACAAAUGUUCUAUAGGAUUGAGGGCUUUGUGAUGGCCACUCCAAUACCUUGACUUUGUUGUCCUUAAGCCAUUUUGCCAAAACUUUGGAAGUAUGCUUGGUGUCAAUGUCCAGUUAGAAGACCCAUUUGCGACCAAGCUUUAACUUCCUGACUGAUGUUGCUUCAAUAUAUCCACAUAAUUUUCCUUCCUCAUGAUGCCAUCUAUUUUGUGAAGUGCACCAGUCCCUCCUGCAGCAAAGCACCCCCACAGCAUGAUGCUGCCACCCCCGUGCUUCACGGUUGGGAUGGUGUUCUUCGGCUUGCAAGCACCCCCUUUUUCCUCCAAACAUAACAAUGGUCAUUAUGGCCAAACAGUUCUAUUUUUGUUUCAUCAGACCAGAGGACAUUUCUCCAAAAAGUACGAUCUUUGUCCCCAUGUGCAGUUGCAAACCGUAGUCUGGCUUUUUUAUGGCGGUUUUGAGGCAGUGGCUUCUUCCUUGCCGAGCGGUCUUUCAGGUUGUGUCGAUAUAGGACUUGUUUUACUGUGGAUAUAGAUACUUUUGUACCGGUUUCCUCCAGCAUCUUCACAAGGUCCUUUGCUGUUGGUCUGGGAUUGAUUUGCAGUUUUUGCACCAAAGUACGUUCAUCUCUAGGAGACAACGCGUCUCCUUCCUGAGCGGUAUGACGGCUGCGUGGUCCCAUGGUGUUUAUACUUGCGUACUAUUGUUUGUACAGAUGAAUGUGGUACCAUCAGGUGUUUGGAAAUUGCUCCCAAGGAUGAACCAGACUUGUGGAGGUCUACAAAGUUUUUUCUGAAGUCUUGGCUGAUUUCUUUUGAUUUUUCCAUGAUGUCAAGCAAAGAGGCACUGAGUUCGAUGGUAGGCCUACAAAUACAUCCACAGGUACACCUCCAAUUGACUCAAAUGAUGUCAAUUAGCCUAUCAGAAGCUUCUAAAGCCAUGACAUCAUUUUCUGGAAUUUUCCAAGCUGUUUAAAGGCACAGUCAACUUAGUGUAUGUAAACCUCUGACCCACUGGGAUUGUGAUACAGUGAAUUAUAAGUGAAAUAAUCUGUCUAAACAAUUGUUGAAAAAAUUACUUGUGUCAUGCACAAAGUAGAUGUCCUAACCGACUUGCCAAAACUAUAGUUUGUUAACAAUACAUUUGUGGAGUGGUUGAAAAACGAGUUUUAAUGACUCCAACCUAAGUGCAUGUAAACUUCCGACUUCAACUGUACGUACGGUCACUGUGGGGACAACGUCAUCGAUGCACUUAUUGAUGAAGCCGGUGACUGAUGUGGUAUACUCUUCAAUGCCAUUGGAUGAGUCCCGGAACAUAUUCCAGUCUGUGCUAGCAAAACAGUCCUGUGUCUUUAGCAUCUGCGUCAUCUGACCACUUCCGCAUUAAGCGAGUCACUGGUACUUCCUGCUUUAGUUUUUGCUUGUAAGCAGGAGGAUAUAAUUAUGGUCAGAUUUGCCAAAUGGAGGGCGAGGGAGAGCUUUGUACGCGUCUGUGUGUGGAGUAAAGGUGGACUAGAGAUUUAUUUUUAUUUUAUUAUUUUUUUGCACAUUUAACAUGCUGGCAGAAAUGAGGUAAAACGGAAUUAAGUUUCCCUGCGUUAAAGUCCCCGGCCACUAGGAGUGCCACAUGGAUGAGCAUUUUCUUGUUUGCUUAUGGCUUUAUACAGCUCGUUGAGUGCGGUCUUAGUUCCACCAUCGGUUUGUGGUGGUAAAUAGACAGCUACGAAAAAUAUAGAUAAACUCUCUUGGUAAAUAGUGUGGUCUACAGCUUAUCAUGAGAUACUCUACCUCAGGUGAGCAAAACCUCAAGACUUCCUUAAUAUUUGAUUUCGCGCACCAGCUGUUAUUGACAAAUAGACAGACCGCCACCCCUUGUCUUACCGGAGGCAGCUGUUCUGUCUUGCCGAUGCACGGAAAAACCAGCCAACUGUAUGUCGUCGUUCAGCCACGACUCGGUGAAACAUUAGAUAUUACAGUUUUUAAUGUCCCGUUGGUAGAAUAGUCUUCAACUGAGCUCAUCCAGUUUAUUCUCCAAUGAUUGCAUUUUGGCCAAUAGGACGGAUGGUAGAUGUGGGUUACCCACUCGCCGACGAAUUCUCACAAGGCAUCCAGACCUGCGUCCCAUGUAUCGACGUCUUCUCUUCAUGUGAAUGACAGGGAUUUGGGCCUGGUCGGGUAUCUCGAGUAAAUCCUUCGCAUCCGACUCGUUAAAGAAAAAAUCUUCAUCCAGUUCGAGGUGAGUAAUCGCUGUUCUGAUAUCCAGAAGCUCUUUUCGGUCAUAUGAGACCGUGGCAGAAACAUUAUGUACAAAAUAAGUUACAAACAAUGCGAAAAAACACACUAAAUAAGCUAGCUAAAUAUCCAUUAAUGUUUCAUGUGUUUCGGCCUGUCCCCAAAUUUAAUAUAGUUGGUUCAGAGUUCGUUUUGAUAUUUCUGCGUGUCUGGAUCGCGUCUGCUCUGGAUGUACAAAAUCAACAUGCGCGCGAUGGCGCUCGCGGACGCGCGCACGUGCCCGGUCUAGACAGCAUGUAACAUUUUAAAAGUUGGGAGCAGUGUGUGUUUGUGAGAGAGUGGUGUAUGUUUGAGAGAGUGUGUGUGUGUGUGUGUGUGUGUUAACUGAAGAGUAAAGAAGGUUUCAUGCCGUGUUUUCCCCUUACUGACACAAUGACAUGCAUAUCAUUAUGCAUGUAUAUCACAGGAGGUUGGUGGCACCUUUUUAUUAGGGGAGGACGGGCUCGUGGUAAUGGCUGGAGCGCAUUUAGUGGAAUGGUAUCAAACACAUGGUUUCUAUGUAUGUGAUGCCUUUCCAUUUGCUCCAUUCCAGCCAUUAUUAUGAGCCAUCCUCCCUUCAGUAGCCUCCACUGAUGUAUAUUCCUCCCUCCCAUUCCUCCAGCCAAAUCACAGGUAGGCCUUUGCAAAUAUGAGCAAAUCAGCCAUUUUAUACAGUAUUCUAUUAUACACUGAACAAUGUGAGGUUAAAUUCAUUUUCAGUGACAGGUCUUUGGAGAAAGUUUCAAAAACGUGAACAAGCGUCCGGGGUGAACAGGAUGCUAGGCCACUGAUUUGUUUCCCUCUGUGGACAAGAUGAAUCAAGCAAUACUAUACGUGCUGUACUCUGAUUGUAUGAUAAGUACAUCUAAUAACUUCACCCCCUCACUUUGUGGAUAUUUUGCAGGCUGUGGUGGAUGCUGUACUGGCUAUCCACAGACCCAACGAGCCUAUUGACCUGUUCAUGGUGGAGAUCAUGGAGAUGAAGCAUAAGACUGACAGCGACACACAGUGAGUGUACAUCAUCACUUCUCUCUCAUACACACACACACUCACCUGACAGUCACUGACACAGAGUACAUUCGAAUUGUGUCCAACGUUGUGACCUUUGUGUCCCCGCCCUAGGCUGAUAAGAGGCCUGGUGUUGGACCACGGUGCCCGUCAUCCCGACAUGAAGAAACGGGUGGAGGACGCCUUCGUGCUCACUUGCAACGCCUCUUUGGAAUAUGAGAAAACGUCAGUAUAACGUUAGCGCAGCUAGCUUUGCCUUUUACUAGCUGGAAUAUAUUUGUAGGCAUGGACAACAUUCUGUGUUACUCUGUCAGGAGUAGAUGCAUUCAGAUACCAUGCAAAAGCAUCCUUUCACUUCUUCUUAACUAAGGUGAGUGCUGUCCUGUGCCUCACCUACUCCAUGGGAAAUAAUACAAUACAAGUACGGCAGUUGAGUUAAUUUCAGAGAUGAGGCAAAGGUCUUUUUAAGCAGGAAUGAGUUUUGGAAAUUGGAAAGUCACUAUUAUAGGAUGUAACUACUACAGUAAAGGGGCUUUGUGAAAAAGAGCAUGAAUUUUGAAACUGUCAGUUCGCAUAAACCCCUGCUUUACUUUCAGCGAGGUGAACUCUGGCUUCUUCUACAAGAGUGCUGGCGAGAGGGAGAAGCUGGUGGCUGCUGAGAGGAAGUUCAUUGAGGAGCGCGUGAAGAAGAUCAUCGAGCUCAAGAACGCAGUGUGUGCUGAUAACAACAAGGGCUUUGUGGUCCUCAACCAGAAGGUAUGACUAGGAAGUUGCCUUUUUCGCCAGUGAAUACAUUAUUUUGGAAAUGUGAACUGUGAUCUAUCAUCAAUCUUUCAAAGGAAAUUCUUUGAAGAUUCAUGCAAUACUAACUUAUUAAGGAGAAGUGUCUGACGGUACAGUGAACACCCUUGUGUGCUUUCUUUGUAGCUCCCUUGGAUUUUACUCUGUGCUACAGUAAAGUGUGGUGUGUAACCUCUGCAUUGGCAUGUAUUCAGCAGACCAGUACAUUGAGUGUUGCACCAUAUUAAAGUUGUAUUGAUUUGAAUUAUAUUUUGGAUAUUUAAUGAACCCAACUGUAUUUUCCUCUUACAGGGAAUUGACCCAUAUUCCCUGGAUGCUCUGGCCAAAGAGGGCAUUGUAGCUCUGCGUAGGACCAAGAGGAGGAACAUGGAAAGGUAAAACAAUAUAUAGCCUACCUCCAUCUUUGUUUGUUUACAAGCUUGAACAGUGCAUUUUGCUGAGGUACACUUCUUAGGCUUGGAAGAAUGAUGUGUUACUCUUGUCAGUAGUAAAAUCAGUCAGACACCAUGCAAAAGCAUAUUUUCACUGCUACUUUACUAAAUGUGAGUGCUGUCCUGUGCCUCACCAAUCAGUGGAGGAGUGAAUACAAUGUAGCGUGUCUGUGUAACUACUUUUUAUUUGUUUACUUUGUCUUGCUGACCUGUCUUCCCCCCCCCCCCCCCCCCCCCCCCCGCAGACUCACCCUGGCCUGUGGAGGUAUUGCCAUGAACUCUUUUGAAGACCUCACUCCAGAAUGCCUGGGCCAGGCUGGUUUGGUCUAUGAACACACACUGGUGAGUUAACAUGUUGGUUCUUUACCUCAUGACCAGGACAAGCAGUCAUAAAUGGCCUAUACCAGUCUGUUUCCCAAACAGUUAGUACAGAAUUCCUCCUGUUGUGUGUGGAAUCACUGGCCACAUUCACCCACUGAGUAAGGAUACAAAAGGGGCCUAUCAGCUUGCCUUGUUCCUUCUUUCCAAUACUAUGAAAAAUCUAUGAUUUUAAUAAAAAUGUGUAAGAUAUCAUGGUCAAAGAUGUAAUGUUGUGGUUUAUCAUGAAGUUAAAUAUGUAAUGUAGGGGUUUCUCCCCCCAUACAGGGUGAGGAGAAGUACACAUUCGUAGAGAAGUGUGGUAACCCCCGGUCAGUGACCCUGCUGGUGAAGGGACCCAACAAACACACCCUGACCCAGAUCAAAGACGCUGUCAGGGACGGGCUCAGGGCCGUCAAGAACGCCAUCGAGGACGGUACGUAGCACCGCAAUGGAAGUUCAACCCCUGUUCAUCUGGCACUCCAGGCAGGAUUAAUCAGAAACUAUUUGAAUCCAGCUCUGUUAGGCUUUACCAUCAGAUCAUAGUGAGUGGGGGAGUUUUUGUUUUUAUCAAGAUGGGGCUAAUUCUGUAAAGCCUAACAGAGCUUUGUAGGCAUGGACGAAUUCUGUGUGACUCUGUCAGUAGUAGAUGCAGUCAGACACCAUGCAAAAGCAUCCUUUCACUUCUUCUUUACUAAGUGUGAGUGCUGUCCUGUGCCUCAUCUACUCAAUGGAGGAGUGAAUACAACUUGAGAGCUUGGGACUGGUUCUAUCUGCAUUUGUCUUUUAAUUUUAUUUUAUUGCCAUAGCCUUGUUCUGUUCAAUGUUCUCUACUUAUGUAUAUACUUUAAAUACCCCAAUUCAUGUGGUUAAGUUAAUAAGAAUGCAAGAUAGGAAUUGCUGACACCAUUCAAACCAAUGAGGGUUUGGAACUUUAAAGCCAAUUCUCUCUGAAUGACAUUUUUGCAGAUAGAACCUUCUAGUCCCAAGAUCUCAAAGUAGCUAGUUUUCGUGCAUACACAAACUCUUCAGGAAUGGCCCACUGUAAAGUCUUCCCCAUAGAAUGUUGAGUAGUCUGUGGUCAGAUAGCAUCCAAUCACAUCUUCAAACUCCUCUUAGCCUCAAAUCACUUCAUUUUGUUUGUCAAUGUGUGCCUGACUGAGCUCUUCAGUACUGCUUAUCAGCUGUUGUUCAGAGACUGACCCCAGUGUUGACUUUGCAGGCUGCGUGGUGUCAGGGGCUGGGGCCUUUGAGGUGGCUGUGCAUGAUGCUCUGAUAAAGCACAAACCCUCAGUGAAGGGCCGGGCUCAGCUGGGUGUGCAGGCUUUCGCUGAUGCCCUCCUCAUCAUCCCUAAGGUAUGUAAGGAGUCUGAAAACAAAGGUUUUAAGUUAUUUCUUAUUUUUGUCAAUGCCUUCCAUGCUUUGGCAUUCUAUUGAUAUAACAUCUAUGUAACUCUGACAAUGAAGGAUAUCUAGCUUUUAGUUUAAGGGAUACUUCGGGAUUUUGCCAAUGAGACCCUUUAUCUACUUCCAAGAGUCGGAUGAACUCGUGGAUACCAUUUUUAUGUCUGCGUGCAGUUUGAAGAAAGUUGCUAGCUAGUGCAAUUGCUAACUAGCGCUAGCAAGCAUUGGAUUGCAAAACUACCUCUUAACUUCCUUCAUACUGAACAAAGAAACAUAAAAAUGGCAUCCACAAGUUCAUCUGGCUAUGGGGAAGUAGAUAAAUGGCUUAAUUGACAAAAUCCCGAAGUAUCCCUUUAAGAAAAGUAUUGCUGUCUACUGCUAGCUGACUGUGUUUGUUUCUUUCUCUCCAGGUCCUUGCCCAGAACUCUGGGUAUGAUCCAAUGGAGACCCUGGUCAAACUCCAGACUGAGUACAAAGAGAGUGGUCAGCUGGUUGGUGUCGACCUGAGCUCUGGUAUGGAACUUAACGUUUUUUCUUAAAAGCUCAAACUGAGGCUAUAUGGAUUUAUUUAUUUCACAUCCAAUUGCAUGAUACAUCAUACCCAUUUCCUAUGUCAAAACAAAAAAAUCUGUUAUUAAAAUUAACUUUACUAAUUAAUUAUUUUUUAUUUUAGGUGAACCAAUGGUCGCUUCGGAAGCUGGGGUUUGGGAUAACUACAGUGUUAAGAAACAACUCCUUCACUCAUGGUAAGAAGAACACCCUUUUAAAAUCUCAUAUCAGUACGACCCUUUAGAUUUAAGAUUCAAUGACCCUUUGGAUUAAACUGUUGUUGGUUUGUUUGUUUUCUGUCCACAGCACGGUAAUAGCCAGCAACAUCCUGUUGGUAGAUGAGAUCAUGAGAGCAGGCAUGUCAUCCCUGAAGGGCUAAGGUCAGAACCGAUGACCAAGAUGAGAUCUUGUGGAUGACUACCACUUCAGAUAUUAGUUAUUAGAGCAGCCUCGUAGAAUAACUAGGGGAAUAAAUGAACCCGUAUUAGGUUCUCAUCCUAGGUGGUGGAUGGAGAAUAAUGCUCUUGUUCCCCUGCUUGUUGAUAUGUCCCUUCUGUCAUAUUAUACAUGGCCACUCAAUUUCAUCCCACAAAUGAGUUCAUUUCUCUCCCACAAAUGUGUUCUUUUUUUUUUUUUUGCUAUGGAUCAUACCAAGAAUGUAUAAACCUCACUCUUAGUAUGUAAUAAACCUGUAGCUUGGCUCUGUGAUGUUGAGUUUGCAGCUCAUUAUAAUCAGUCUAUUGAGUCUUGUGAGUUAUACAUUUGCACCAUUUAGGAUACAUCAAUCAGGUUCUGAUUUUUUUAUAAAUAAAAUUCAUCAAAACGUUAGCAUACAAUUUUAGUGUUCUCACACUCACCCUUAAACACUUUACAGUACAUGACCAAGUACAGUAUAACCCACAUAAUGUAUGUCAAAAUAGUACAUGCCAGUUAAAGUAUGCAGGGUUCAUUGCACAUACUGAGCGAAGGGGAGAAAAUCACUAGCUACAUAGUACUAAGAAGCUUCACAAGCUUUGCAGGCAGAGUAAUGCAUAGUCUUUUACAUAGCACUGUAUGCAUAUGGAAUUUAUGUGCCGAGUUUGAGGCUCAUUAUAUGGUUGAAAUGACCUUUUUAACCAUAACGUAACACACUUCACAUCUAGGAAUAAUUCAGUAGGGUGCAAUAUUUCAGAACACAGAAAUCUAUAUAAUAGAAUGGACACCGUUCUCUAUCAUACUGGAACAGAAUAGAAAGCCUGAUGUAUGCUCUAUAUUUCCAUCUCUGAACUUUCUGAGACCUGCAAUACUGUAUAAGCCAGGGGUAUUCAACUCUUACCCUACGAGGUCUGGAGCCUGCUGGUUUUCUGUUCUACCUUUAUAAUUAAUUACACACACGGUGUCCCAGGUCUAAAUCAGUCCCUGAUUAGAGGGUAACAAUUUUAAAAUGCAGUGGCACUGGCUUUAAGGUCCAGAGUUGAGUUUGAAGGGUAUAAGCCCUAGAAAAACUAUUGUUGUAACAGAUAUUUCACUGUGGAUGUCGUCUAGCUAUUUGUUCCGUACUAAACACCAGCAGACCAAUAUUCCUCAGUGCAGGUCUUGGAGGGAUAGUUCUAGGAUAUUUCCCACUUCUUCAUUAUAAUCAAUCCAUAGUUUAAAACAGUGGUUCUCAAACCUCUCUUCAGGGACCCCCAGACGUUUCACAAUUUUGUUGUAGCUCUAAACGAGCUCACCUGAUUCACCUAUAUAAGGGCUUGAUGAUUAGUGACGAGUUGAAUCAUGUGUGCUAGCUCUGGAAUAGAUCAAAUAUAGGGAAUGGCUUAGGGUCCCCGAGGAGAGGUUUGAAAGACAUACAAGUCAAGCGACAAAUAGCUGCAAUCCAUUGGCAUGGAUUUUCACCCCCAACCCCCUUCAAUUUUGAUACAAAGAACAAGCUAUAUCUCAUGCUACAUCUCUAAAGUGUCCCACCCAAAGUUGUUUUUGUUAUUGCAUCACGCCCAUGCUCCAAUCAGCCCAAUUAAGACAGAGUGAAAUCCUGAGCCCAGCCCAAUUCUGUCCUUUCUCCCGAUGUGUGCAGCCGUACACUCCUCCAAACACAUUUAAAACCAUUGGAUUUAAAAAGGAUAGAGAAUUGGGACAGAUGGCAUGCUUAUGUAGAGUCCCACCUCCCUCCUCUUAGGACCUGGACUGAGAAACAAACAGCAGCAUCAUCAUCAUUACCAGGAGUGCAUGGAGGAGUCCUCGGGCUCUGCCGCUAUGGACAGCAGGAUGGCCUUGGGAGUGUUCUCGAACAGGGCGGCUCUGUUCUGGGUCUGGCCCUUCUUGACCCAGUGGCC
Coregonus sp. 'balchen' is the source of this 17977-nucleotide messenger RNA. NCBI's taxonomy places the organism in Eukaryota, Metazoa, Chordata, Actinopteri, Salmoniformes, Salmonidae. The record is from the annotation of a GenBank genome assembly.